UAUUACAUUGAAGCGUUUCUGUUUUCACCUGCGUUUUCUUUAAUUAGACUUCAGCAGCUACAAAGGGGUGUCCCGCACCUGUCCUGUCACUCUGCUCUCAGCGCAAAAUUCACGAGCUGCAACCUGCGCGUGAAGUAAUGUUUUGACUCUAAAAGCGUCGUGGCGAGAGCACGAGCCGCAGGGUAUUAUUUCAUGGAUGGGGUUUUUGUGAGGACUCAUUCAGGGUGUCCUUCUGCUCCUUCUGCAUCUGCCGAAGCAAAUAGUUAUUUUUGGCACCUGACAUUAAAGCUCACCCUCUGCAGCAUGGCAGCAGCAGACCCGCAAACGCGCCAUAGCGCCGGAGUCUGACUGCAGCUCUUUGUUCGUCCUCAGAAACUCACUGUGCGCGAUUUGAUGAUGGAUUGUCUUCGUAUCAGGGACUGACGGACACGCCUGAGGUCAGCUGCAAGAGGAGACACUUCUGUACUAUUAGCCUUGAGCUGGAAACAUGACCAAGGAGGAGGAGAUCCCUGACUGGGUGGGAGCCAAAGAGUUCUACGACAAGUAUGAGCCCAAGGAGAUUCUGGGAAGGGGAGUGAGCAGCGUGGUGCGCCGCUGCGUCGACAAGCGGACCUCUCAGGAGUACGCGGUGAAGAUCAUCGACAUCACCCCCUCCGACAAGAUGACGCCGCAGGAGAUCGAAGAGAUCAGAGAGGCGACGGUGAAGGAGAUCGACAUCCUCAAGAAAGUCUACGGACAGGAGAACAUCAUUCAGCUCAAAGACUGCUAUGAGUCCAAGGCCUUCUUCUUCCUGGUUUUUGACCUAAUGAAGAGGGGUGAACUUUUUGACUACCUCACAGAAAAAGUUACACUGAGCGAGAAGGAAACGCGGAAGAUCAUGCGGUCUCUAUUGGAGGUGGUCCAGUUUCUCCACGCCCAGAACAUUGUUCACCGGGACCUGAAGCCCGAGAACAUCCUUUUAGACGACUACAUGAACAUCAAACUCACUGACUUUGGUUUCGCUGUGCAGAUUCAGCCAGGACAGACGCUCAAAGAGGUGUGUGGGACUCCUGGUUACCUUGCUCCUGAGAUCAUUGAGUGCUCUAUGGACGCAGGACAUUCAGGAUACGGUACAGCUGUGGACAUAUGGAGUUCAGGUGUUAUCAUGUACACGCUGCUCGCGGGCUCUCCACCGUUCUGGCACAGGAAACAGAUGCUGAUGCUGCGCAUGAUCUUAGCGGGGACGUAUGACUUCUCCUCUCCUGAAUGGGAAGACCGCUCAGACACGGUCAAAGAUUUGAUCUCGCGGAUGCUGGUGGUGGAUCCAAAGCAGCGAUUCACAGCUACAGAUGCUCUGAACCACUCGUUCUUUUCACAGUACGUGGUGCACGAAGUACGACAAUUCAGUCCGUUCAGGCGCUUCAAGGUCAUUUGCUUGACCGUUCUCGCUACAAUGCGAAUCUACUGCAACUAUCGCCGUGCCAAGCCCAUCACCAAGGAGGUGAUAAAGAGCGACCCGUACGCCGUGAAGCCCAUCCGCAAGCUCAUAGAUGCGUGUGCCUUUAAGAUCUACGGCCACUGGGUCAAGAAGGGCCAAACCCAGAACAGAGCAGCACUUUUUGAGAACACGCCCAAAACCAUCCUGCUUUCGAUCGCUGCUGAAGCAGAUGAGCCCGUCCAGCACAUCUGGUAACAAGCAGCGAGGACUGACACGUGCUGAGUUUUACAUGGGGAAACAUUUAAACUUCUUUCUUCAUAGAAAAGAACUACUACAACUAGUUUAUGCAUAAUGCAGCAUUUUUAAAAGCAGCCGUAGUGACUACAGGGGGAUUGAUUUACCUCAAGGACUGAAAUGUUUGGCAAAAUUUUCAACCAUGCCACUGGUGACAUUGUGCUUGCUUUGUUCUAAAAGUGUACUUAACCCAUUGUCAGCUUGUGUCCUAUGAAAAUGCAGCUGCUGUGCUUUAGAUUGAAUGCAGCCCCUCAAAUACAGGGUGUAUCAAAAAAGAAUAAUCAGAAUUCAAAAGGCUAUACUUUUCAAUGACAAAGUAAUGAACAUAGAAACUUAAGGUAAAUUUUAAAGUACAUGGCUGAAUAUACAAAAAGUUACAAUGUUUGCAAAUGCCUGAUGUGCCUCCCUCGGCACGUCCAUACUACAGUUAAACCUCGCCCCGUACUUUGGAGAGCAUGUCUGGAGUCGCUGCUGUUGUUAAGCUUCUUACCAGCAACCAUGUGAAACUCGAAUCUACGCUAACGGCACAUGUUCGUCUUUUGAUCGUUAAACGGUGAAUGGCUGUGGAAUUAAAGCGCUUUUAAAUCCGAUUUUUUUUUGAUACACCCUGUAUAUUGACAAAAACUUUUUUUUUUAGCACUAUAUGGUAAUCUCAUAGCCUUCGCACUCUAAAAACUGUUUAUACUUCAAAUGUUAAAAGAGUGACUCAGGAGGAAAACGUAGAGUUCAGUUAUAGAGCAAGUCUAUACUCUGUAUUUUGAAACCUUGUGGGAAAAACCUGCACAGUUUAUCUGGCUGGAAUAUAAAACCUGGAGUGAAACCUGCACACUUGAAAGGUUGUGUAUUUACAGUUUGAGAACUAUGUGCCUACUUAAUCAAUAUGCAGAGUAUGCUCUGGUGGCAGCAACUCAAGGGAAGUGUAACUUUAACUUGUAUGCUAUGAAUGUAUUUAUUAAAACAUGUAAAACCCCAAGUCCUGCAAAUGGAGGGGUACUUCAACUCUG
Messenger RNA from Oreochromis niloticus (Nile tilapia), 2715 nucleotides. Its product is annotated as phosphorylase b kinase gamma catalytic chain, skeletal muscle/heart isoform. Gene Ontology annotation, biological process: protein phosphorylation; glycogen metabolic process. Lineage: Eukaryota; Metazoa; Chordata; Actinopteri; Cichliformes; Cichlidae. Gene Ontology annotation, molecular function: ATP binding; phosphorylase kinase activity; calmodulin binding. Gene Ontology annotation, cellular component: phosphorylase kinase complex. The record is from RefSeq and is a predicted model, not a curated record. The coding region runs from base 488 to 1672 and encodes 394 amino acids. The transcript is spliced from 10 exons.